Messenger RNA from Capsicum annuum, 453 nucleotides. RefSeq names its product rRNA 2'-O-methyltransferase fibrillarin-like. The coding region runs from base 1 to 453 and encodes 150 amino acids. The transcript has a single exon. The record is from RefSeq and is a predicted model, not a curated record. Lineage: Eukaryota; Viridiplantae; Streptophyta; Magnoliopsida; Solanales; Solanaceae.
AUGGAGUUGCGGCUGCUGGAGACUGAGGGAACUGGUCGUCGUUUGGGUGCUGCGGCUGCUGGCGACCGAGCGGCGGGUGCAGGCGGAGCUGCGGCUGGAGACCGAGUUUCGGCUGUUGGAGACCGAAUCAACGGCUGGAGACCGAGCGGCGGCUGGCUGGAGACCGAGGGGGGGGGCUGUUGUAUCCCGCCGGCGCCGGAGGGGGGGGGGGGAAGGGACGGGGGGGGGGGGUAUGAACGGAGGGGGGGGAGAGCGGAUUGGAACCGGAGGUCGGUGACGGAGGGCAGCGGGGAGCGGCGACGAGGGUCGGCACCGGGGACCAGAGGUCGGGUCGAGUCGGCACCGAAGGUCGGCAACGGGGGCCGGGGACCGGGACGAGAGAGAGAGAGAGGGGGUAGGGAGAGAGAGAGAGCCGUUCAAUCUGAAGAAAAGGGUAAUAAUCAUUUUCAUUAA